AUCUCUUAUCAAUUAAGUUGCCGCCUUCAUUUCUUCUUGCAAGUUGAAAUAAAUUAUCGAACCUUCUGUCAUGCCGUCCGCUGUGGCAAUCAAUAAUUACGGGUCCCGUUGUAUCAACGUCAUAGGUUUAGUCUCUCUUAGGAGUAGUGGCUGGUGUGCUCCAAGACUGCCACCAUGACGUCCAGGUUCUUCAUGUCAGACUCUGGCUCCAGCGAGUCAGAAAGUGAAGAAGAAAUUCGUGAGCCAACUAAUUUCUUGGCACGCUUCAGUGAUGACGAGGAAGACACGAAACGUGUCGUCCGCUCUGCCAAGGAAAAGCGGUAUGAAGAGCUUCAAAACAUUAUUAAAAACAUCAAGAACUACAAGAAGAACAAAGACUUGGCCAGUCUACACUCCAGCUUUGAGGACCUGUGCCGAGCUUACAUCAAAGCUGCGGUUGUCAUCGAGAAGGAAGAUGGGGGAAAAAUUCCACGCUUCUAUAUCAGAUGUCUAGUUGAACUGGAAGAUUAUCUCAACAUGAUUUGGGACGAUAAAGAAGGUCGUAAGAAAAUGAACAAAAACAAUGCUAAAGGUCUGGCAACAAUGCGCCAGAAAUUGCGCAAAUACGUCAAAGAUUUCGAGAAUGAAUUGACGGCAUUCAGGGAGAACCCUGACGUGGGCGACAGCGAUGAAGAGGAAGAAGAUUUGGCCGAGCAAGAUGGCGGCUCAGAUGCUGAAGAUGACAUGUUGACUCCUGCUGCUUUCAAGAAAGAAACCUCAGUUGCUAGCGGCGACAGCAGGAUCGCUGUGGACAGGAUGGCUGCAGGUGACGAUGCGGACGAUGAAGAUGAGUACAGUGACUGGGGCAGUGACAGCGAUGAGUCUUCUUCAGACUCUGAUCCGGGUGGCUUGGUUCCACUCAGAGAAAAAUUCUUGAAGAAAACUGUAACACGUGAGGAGGAUGAGACCAAGAAGAAACAUCGUAGUGAGCGCAAAAAAGAACCCAAAGCUCCUAAAGAAGCUGAUGGCGGUUGGGAGACAGUGAAAAAGGGUUCAGUUAUUCCCACGGAAAAACCUAAAAUGUUUGGCAAGGAUGACGAAAUCAGCAUCAAGAGUGUGACCAACAAGCUCAACGAAAUCAUUGCGGCUCGCGGCAAGAAAGGCACCGAUCGUAAGGAGCAAAUCGAGCUCGUGCACGAACUGAUGGGCAUCGCACGUGAAAACAACCUUGGCAAUGCCAUGUAUAUAAAGAUUCAGUACCACCUCAUCAUGUCUAUUUAUGACUACGCGCCGUCUGGUUCCGAUGCCAUGAAACCAGAGCUCUGGGAGAAGGUGUUGAAGAAAAUUGAGGAGCUCCUGGAGAUGUUACUUGAUAUGCCCGAUUUGAGCAUCGGUUCCAACAUCACCGAAGAGGACGAGAACCUAGAAACAUCGCCAUACAGAGUGCAUGGAGAUGUCGUCACGAUCAUAGACAGGAUGGACGUGGAGUUCUGCAAGCUGGUCAAAGCUUGCGAUGCUCACAGCAACGAGUUUAUUGUUAAACUCAGAGACGAAGUGAAGGUUUGCAAGAUCAUUGAUACCAUGCUGGACUAUCAGGAGAAACAUGGCCUUGUUCCUGACGUAUGUCGCAUUUACCUCAGGAAAAUAGAGCACGUCUACUACAAGUAUGACAAGAAAGCUGCCGACCAAGCUAGGGGUAAAAUACCAGAGAGCGAAGAAACUUCCUUGAAGCUUAUGGAGAAGCUUUGCUCGUAUAUUUACGUGCGCGACAACACUGACCGCCUGCGGACGCGUGCGGUGCUCUGCCACAUCUACCACAUGGCGUUGCACGAUCGAUGGUAUCAAGCUCGCGACCUUAUGCUCAUGGCACAUCUUCAGGAUACUAUUCAGCACUCGGACUUGCCCACCCAGAUCUUGUACAACCGCACUCUCGUGCAACUUGGCUUGUGUGGCUUCAGACACUCUCAUAUCAAGGAGGCACACAACGCGUUGCUUGACAUACAAUCCGGUGGUCGCGCUAAAGAACUUCUUGCUCAAGGCUUGUUGCCACUUCGACAGAACGAGCGUACCUCUGAACAAGAGAAACAAGAAAAAGAACGGCAGAUUCCAUUCCAUAUGCACAUCAAUUUAGAGAUGUUGGAAUGCGUUUAUUUGGUUUCUGCCAUGCUAAUAGAGAUUCCUUACAUGGCUGCUCAUGAGUUUGACGCGCGCCGUCGUAUGAUUUCGAAAAGCUUCCAUCACCAACUGAAGAACUCUGAACGUCAGUCGCUCGUGGGUCCUCCUGAGAGCAUGAGAGAGCACGUUGUGGCAGCCUCCAAAGCCAUGCGGAAUGGUAACUGGCGCACUGCCAGAGAUCUACUUCUCAACGAAAAGAUGAACGGCAAGGUGUGGGAUUUGUUCCACAAUGCCGACGAAGUUCGUGAGAUGCUCGGUCGCAAGGUGCAAGAAGAAAGUUUGCGUACCUAUCUCUUCACUUAUUCGCACGUGUACGACUCCAUCUCGCUGGUCACGCUUUCUGAAAUGUUCGAGCUUCCUCACGCCACUGUUCAUGCUAUAAUCAGCAAAAUGAUCAUUAAUGAAGAGAUAAUGGGAUCGCUGGACGAGCCUACUUUUUGUCUAGUGAUGCACAAGACGGAACCUUCUCAGCUGCAGUCUCUAUCCCUUCAACUGGCUGACAAGUUGCACAAUCUUGUCGAGAACAACGAUCGGAUUCUCGAUCAAAAACCCUUUUUCCAGCGCAACAUGCAGGGCGGCGGCUAUCGCGAUCGCCAGAAGCCAUGGGGAGGCAACACGGGCCGCGACCGCAGAGACGGACAAGACCGCCAGGACCGUGGCGGACGCGGCGAUUACAUGGACCGCCGUAGCAAUCACAUUGGAGAGCGUUCAGACCGCGGUAGGGACUACAUGGACCGACGCCGUCAAGACUGAGGCUCCUACAACAUUUACGGUGGACGUACAUGAACUGUAUCUGCUUCAUUGGUUACUGGAGCGGUCUGUGUACGACAUCAGAGUGCAAAUAAUGGCUCCUUGUCCUUCCCACAAGAUGAAAAAUUACGGGGGCCUGUCUGUUUUCUUUGAAUUUUUGGGGUGCUCAGUACGUGGUCACAUCAACCAAACUUUGCGGAAGCUAAUGGUGCACGCUCAACUUGUCGCUUGAUUCCAACUCGCAUUUGCUUUCAUAAAGAAUGUUGACUCCUUACUGACGGCUUUCGUCAAUGCUGGAUAAUUUGAAGAAUUCAGACAGGCCCCAGACUCUGCAUGUUGCGAAAUUCUCCAAUUUUGUGCUGGUAUUCGAUAAAUCUAUUAAAGCAAAA
Molecule: messenger RNA, 3293 nt
Organism: Hyalella azteca
Lineage: Eukaryota; Metazoa; Arthropoda; Malacostraca; Amphipoda; Hyalellidae
Gene: eIF3c
Product: eukaryotic translation initiation factor 3 subunit C
Exons: 13
Coding region: 175-2907 (910 amino acids)
Biological process (GO): translational initiation
Cellular component (GO): eukaryotic translation initiation factor 3 complex
Molecular function (GO): translation initiation factor activity; RNA binding; translation initiation factor binding
Source: RefSeq, a predicted model, not a curated record